AUGCCAGUCGAGAAGCUCAAUCGAGCGUUCUCCCAUGGGAUAUUCUUCUGUCUGAUCUGCCUUCUUCUGCUUGUUGAAUCCUUUGGCCAGUCACUGUCUCGUCAAUUCAACAAGUGCGAUCCCAACAGCAACAGCUGCAUACAAUGCUGGAAAGCUGAUGUUAUAGAAGGAAGUGCUCCCAAGGAAGCGUCAAAUAUGACGGAAGCGAGCUGCAUUUCACCAGAUAUGACCUUCGAAAUCAGUAAAGGCAGCACUAACAAAAUCUAUGACUGGAGUGGAAACCCAAAUGGGUGGUUAAUUCAUGACCGCGACGAAUUCAAGAUUAUGGUCAAAGCAAGCGUGGAUUGGAUUGACUCAUCCCAAUUCUCACGACUAGCAUUCGAAGUUCAGCUUUGCAACAUUGACAAUAUCAUGCUUUGCCAGCCAGUGCUCGCGCCAACCACAUUUUUUGACGAGGACAUUACCGCAAUUGACGAGAUUCAGAAUCUGCGGACGACCCAAACUCCCAGCGUCACCCGAUUUGUCGAUCUGGGUUCGGUGGCUAGUGAUACUGUCGAAGAGGAACUAAACUUUGCGGAAGUUACCGUUCCGGGAACAUAUCGCAUACUGACCAGUUUAGUGUUAUCCAAUGCUUCAAGCGUUUCAGGAGUGACAAUGAUCUCCAAUAUCAAAUACCUGAAUGUCGUUCAUAACGACCCCAUGGAGCUUUCGUCGGAAUCUUACACGGCUAUUAUUGUCAUGAGUAGUGUCGCAAGUACUGUGAUACUUUUCCUGUUCUUCCAGACAUUCGCCUAUCGAAAUGCCCAAGUAUUCGAGCUGACGCAGGGGAAGUUCAUCAUGGCAAUGCAAAUCUGUGCAUUGGUAGCAACAAGCAGUCUGAUUUUUUUCACACCAAAGGAUCCCUUCUGUCAGUUGUCACCUCUGAUAUACUUAUCAACGCAUAUGGUUUAUGCCAUUCUGCUGGGGAGGAUGUGGCGUAUAAGAGCAGUGAUUUCGCCCUUGCUCCUGUUGACUUUGGAACGAAAGGACGAUUUUACAACAACGAUUGUCGAUUUGAUCAGUCGCCUCACCGCAUGCGCCUGUUGGCAAGGAAGGCAACAGAAAAAGAUAAGGAUGCAGAUCACGGACUACCAGUUAGCUCGUGUCAUUAUGCUCUUGAUUCUACCACAGCUACUCGUCCAACUUCUUAUUUUGAUUGUGUACUACGGCAACAAGAGCAUCUUGCUGGAUGUUGAACGGGAUGGUCUUAUUGAUGGUGUCUACAUCUGCGAAUACGGCGCGUUCUAUUCGACGCUUCACAUUAUUGCAGUUUCUUUGAUUGGCCUUGAGUUCUUUUUGUUGGCACUUCUAAUGUGGAGUUCAAGAGAGCUCCCAUCUCUCUUCAAUGAGACGAAGAAGGUUUGGCAGAUUCUGCGUGCCACUUUUAUUUUUGUUCUGUGUGGGACCCUGCUCAUUGCAGCGACUAUUGAUCACUACAAUACGGCGCAAGUCCGUGUCCUUGUUCCGGCAUUUGUUCUCGGGUUGAACAUGUGCCAGACAUGUUGGGUUAUCACUUGGAGCAAGCUCAGGGUAGCUUGGCGGGGGAAGAAAAUCCUAGUUACAAAACUGAUUGCAGAUCACAAUUUUAACAGAGGCAAAAAUGAGGCUAUGGGGAUGGGGAGUACAAAAUACUUCUCCCACGACGCGAAUUGCGGAAACAAGUUUUCUGGAUAUCAAACACCAGCGGUGAAGACAGAUCAAACACCAGCAGUGAAGACAGAAACACACGAGUAUUACAAUACAGCAGAUGUGGAACAAGAACCAUCGAUUGACAUCUUCAAGAACGAUGAUCAAACAGAGAAUGUCGCGUCAGACGAUAGAUCGACGGAUAGCAGUGUUUUUCUUGCAGAAAGUCAAGAGACCCUUCUUGACCUCGAGGAAAGCGAAGAGAACGAAAAUGAAGGUGUAGCACCAGGAAGCUCAGAUGCUUCGAUACCUACAGGGGAUGCGCCGUCAAGGGCAGGUACACAUCGAAGGAAAAACCAUUUCUCUCCACUGUCUUCAUUUACGCUUUUCCGACGCGAAAGGCGCGACAAACGUGGCAGCAACGCUUCGCGAACAAACUCUGUGGGUCCUCGAGGUUCCAUAGCUAUCAGAGGCUCUACUGUCUCUCGGGGUUCUAUGGUCGUCCGCCGAAGACUUGUGGGACGAGGUGGGCUAGCGUCCUCUACAAUUCCGGCCCAAGCUGACGAUGGCAACAAGAACCGAUUUAGUGUUUUUGGCAAUGCUUCCAUGCCAGCUGCUGUUAUUGUCGAAUCCAUAGAUACGAAUCCAAGGUUAUCCCAGGACAAGAUUCGGAUCAGCGAGGCGGAGGCUCCUGGACGUCGUUUGCUGCUUCGUAUGAUUGACGUCCAACGCAUGUUAGCAAAUGUAAACACGUCGCUUUUGACUGGUGUGUCGUUAGGCAGAGAUGACUGGGAAGAGCUUAGGGUAGGUUGUGUGACACUUGGAGAAGUCUUUGAGAACGAAGUUGUGUUUGCGUGGGACGAUGAGGAUACAGGUUCUGUGCAGACGCCGCAGUCAUUGUCACAGUCACACACUUCGCUACCUUCUCGUCUUCAACGACAUCGCCCUGGAAAUGAGCCAGGGAAGAAUCGACCUCUACAUUCAUCGAUGCCACCAAAAUCAAAGGUGACAAGUAUGACGAAUGCUGGUCCCAAUAGACGCUCUGUCGCCUUCAAGACAACGGAAAACAUUAAAAACGAAGAGCAGGACGAGUUCGUGGAAUCAAUGCUGAAUAAGCCUUUGCAAACCAUUAUGUCCAUUGGAUCUCCAAUCGUGCAACAAAAAGAUGAGACAUUGGCGGGAGGCUCAGAGUCAAGCACAUCAGAUGAAAUCCAUGAGCUGAAAGAUGCCACAGCAAAUGACACUGGGCUGCAUGGGGAGCAGCAACAAAAUCCAGAUGGUCGCAAUGAGAAUUUGGCAAAACACCGAGUACGGGCGAAUCAUCAAAAUGUAUCUCUCCCUGUGGAGUUGCCAAUAAUUGAAAAACUGCCUGUUGGGGUAUUCGGGAAAGGAGCAAUUCUUUCAAGGCAAGUAUCGGGACUCUCCGAGUCCUCGGAACAAGAAAAAUCGGAUGCAACCUCCGAAGGGGCUACAGAUGUGGCAACGGAUCAAAUUCCGCUGGGGGAAUUUCAAUAG
Cylindrotheca closterium is the source of this 3180-nucleotide messenger RNA. NCBI's taxonomy places the organism in Eukaryota, Bacillariophyta, Bacillariophyceae, Bacillariales, Bacillariaceae. The record is from the annotation of a GenBank genome assembly.